This is a messenger RNA of Sphenostylis stenocarpa, 1578 nucleotides long. Lineage: Eukaryota; Viridiplantae; Streptophyta; Magnoliopsida; Fabales; Fabaceae. The record is from the annotation of a GenBank genome assembly.
AUGAAGCUUCUGUUGUUUACUUUGCCCUUCGCUUUUGCUCUUUUGCUUGCAUCUUCCUUCGCUUCUGGUGCUGUUGUUGAACACACUUUCAAUAUAGGUAACUUCACUGUGUCGCGUUUGUGCAAUAAUCAAGUGAUUACAGCAGUAAAUGGAAGCCUACCAGGACCAACCAUUAACGUUGAAGAGGGUGACACUCUUGUGGUUCAUGCAAUUAACAAUUCACCCUACAAUAUUACCCUUCAUUGGCAUGGAAUUUUUCAACUUUUGAGUGCUUGGGCAGAUGGUCCUGAAUCUGUGACUCAAUGUCCUAUACGUCCUGGUGGAAGGUAUACCUAUAGAUUCAACAUAACAGGACAAGAGGGGGAGUGGUGGAAUGCUAAUGUUGUUGAUGUGGAGAAUAAUGCAACUGAAACUGGUCUUGGUCCAGUUGAUUCAGAUGCCUACACCAUUAACGGGUUGCCUGGUGAUUCAUACAGUUGCUCUCAAAAUCAGACAUACAAACUCAAAGUGAAGCAAGGAAAAACCUAUUUGCUACGAAUAAUCAACGCUGCGCUCAAUGAGCAACACUUUUUCAUGAUAGCCAACCACACUUUCACAGUGGUAGCCAUGGAUGCUUCCUACACGGAACCCUACAACACUCAAGUUAUAGUCCUUGCCCCAGGCCAAACAGUGGAUGCACUCAUAACCACAAACCAAACCCUAGCUUCUUACUACAUGGUUUUCACCCCAUACCACUCCAACCCUAAUGUUACAAUCAACGGUAACAUAACACGAGGGUUGGUCGUUUACGACAAUGCCACGACAGCGUCAUCACCGGUGAUGCCAAACCUCCCAGCCCAAACAGACACAUCCACGGCCCACAAGUUCUACAGCAACAUCACGGGCCUGGCCCACGGGCCCCACUGGGUCCCCGUGCCACGUCACGUGGACGAACACAUGUUCGUGACUUUCGGGAUCGGGUUAGACCAUUGCAACGAGACGGGACCAAACGCGUGCGGUGGACUAAACUUCAGACUCUCGGCAAACAUGAACAAUGAGUCGUUUGUUUUGCCUAAGGGGCUUUCAAUGAUGGAGGCCUUCUAUCGAAACGUUAGCGGUGUGUACACGAGAGAUUUUCCGAGUAAUCCUCCGUUUGUGUUUAACUACACCGAUCCAGCGUUGGAGACGAACGGUACGGACAUAGCGUUUGCGCCGAAAUCGACGAAGGUGAAGAGUUUGAAGUUCAACUCAACGGUGCAAGUUGUGCUUCAGAAUACGGCUAUCCUUGCCGUGGAGAAUCAUCCCAUUCACCUUCAUAGCUUCAAUUUCCAUGUCUUGGCUCAAGGGUUUGGGAACUAUGACGCAAAAGUUGAUGAAUCGAAGUUCAAUUUGGAUAAUCCUCAGAUUCGUAACACGGUUGCAGUGCCGGUGGGAGGAUGGGCCGUCAUUAGAUUCCAAGCAAAUAAUCCAGGCAUGUGGCUUGUGCACUGCCAUUUGGAGACUCAUUUGCCAUGGGGGUUAGCCAUGGCUUUUGAGGUUGAAAAUGGACCUCAACCAUGGGUGCUGCCUCCGCCACCAGCUGAUUUGCCUCAGUGCUAA